Sciurus carolinensis (gray squirrel) is the source of this 3036-nucleotide messenger RNA. RefSeq names its product rap guanine nucleotide exchange factor 2-like. Gene Ontology annotation, biological process: positive regulation of ERK1 and ERK2 cascade; small GTPase-mediated signal transduction. The record is from RefSeq and is a predicted model, not a curated record. The transcript has 18 exons. Gene Ontology annotation, molecular function: guanyl-nucleotide exchange factor activity; protein binding. NCBI's taxonomy places the organism in Eukaryota, Metazoa, Chordata, Mammalia, Rodentia, Sciuridae.
AUGCGUACACCAAUGUUUGUCUGCAUUGCCCAGCAAGAUUACUGCCACAUCCUCAAGUGAGUAGAAAAGAAUAUGCAAAAAGUAGAAGAGGAAGGUGAGAUCGUUAUGGUCAAAGAACACCGAGAACUUGAUGGAACUGGAACAAGGAAGGGCCACAUUGUCAUCAAGGGCACCUCAGAAAGGUUAACAAUGCAUUUGGUGGAAGAGCAUUCAGUAGUAGAUCCAACCUUCAUAGAAGACUUCCUGUUGACCUACCGGACGUUUCUUUCUAGUCCAACGGAAGUGGGCAAAAAGUUAUUGGAGUGGUUUAAUGACCCACACCUCAGAGAUAAGGUUACACAGGUAGUAUUAUUGUGGGUGAAUAAUCACUUCAGUGACUUUGAAGGAGAUCCUGCAAUGACUCAAUUUCUAGAAGAAUUUGAGAAUAAUCUGGAAAGAGAGAAAAUGGGCGGACAUCUAAGGCUGUUAAAUAUUGCAUGUGCUGCUAAGGCAAAAAGAAGAUUGGUGACGUUAACAAAGCCAUCUCGGGAAGCGCCUCUACCUUUUAUCUUACUUGGAGGCUCCGAGAAGGGAUUUGGAAUCUUUGUCGACAGUGUUGAUUCAGGUAGCAAAGCAACAGAAGCAGGCUUGAAACGUGGGGAUCAGAUACUAGAAGUAAAUGGUCAAAACUUUGAAAAUAUCCAGCUGUCAAAAGCCAUGGAAAUUCUUAGGAUUAACACACAUCUGUCUAUCACUGUGAAAACCAACUUAUUUGUGUUUAAAAAACUUCUAACGAGAUUGUCAGAAGAAAAAAAAGAUGGUGCCCCCCACCUUCCCAAAAUUGGUGAUACCGAAAAGGCCAGCGGCUAUUCCAUUCCAGACCUGGCUGUAGAUGUAGAACAGGUGGCAGGACUUGAAAAAGCCAAUAAAAAAAGUAAAGCCAACACUGUCGGGGGAAGGAACAAGCUAAAGAAGAGGCUUGACAAGACUCGGAUUAUCUUGCCUCAGAAACCAUAUAAUGACAUUGGGAUUGGUCCGUCUCAAGAUGACAGCAGAGUAGGACUAAGGCAGACAGAGCACAUCCCGACUGCGUUGCCAGUCAGCGGCACCUUGUCCUCCUGUGAUCCUGACGUGCUGCCGUCACAUCCUCGCGUUUCAGACUCCAGCACUACUCCUGAUUUGCCAGAUCAAGUGCUAAGGGUUUUUAAGGCUGAUCAGCAAAGCCGAUACGUCAUGAUCAGUAAGGACACCACAGCGAAGGAAGUGGUCAUUCAGGCCAUCAGGGAGUUUGCUCUUACUGCCACCCCAGAGCAGUAUUCACUGUGUGAGGUCUCAGUCACACCCGAGGGAGUCAUCAGACAGAGAAGACUUCCAGUUCAGCUUUCCAAACUUGCGGAUAGAAUACAACUGAGCGGAAGGUAUUAUCUGAAAAACAACAUGGAAACUGAAAUCCUUUGUUCAGAUGAGGAUGCUCAGGGGUUGUUGCGAGAGAGUCGAAUUUCCCUCCUGCAGCUUAGCCCUGUGGAAGUUGCCACCCAGCUCUCCGUGCGGAAUUUCGAACUCUUCCGCAGCAUUGAACCUACUGAAUAUAUAGAUGAUUUAUUUAAACUGAAGUCAGAAACCAGCUAUGUGAACCUGAAGAAAUUUGAAGAAGUCAUUAACCAGGAAACAUUUUGGGUGGCGUCUGAAAUUCUCCGAGAGACAAACCAGCUGAAGAGGAUGAAGAUCAUGAAGCAUUUCAUCAAGAUCGCACUGCACUGUAGGGACUGCAAGAAUUUUAACUCCAUGUUUGCAAUCAUCAGUGGCCUAAACCUGGUACCAGUGGCAAGACUGCGAGCUACCUGGAAAAAACUUCCCAAUAAAUAUGAAAAGCUCUUUUAGGAUCUCCAAGACCUUUUUGACCCUUCCAGAAACAUGGCAAAAUACCGCAAUUUCCUCAAGAGUCCAAACCUGCAGCCUCCCAUAAUUCCUCUCUUCCCAGUUAUCAAGAAGGAUCUCACAUUCCUUCAUGAAGGAAACCAUUCAAAAGUAGACGGGCUGGUCAACUUCGAGAAGCUAAGAAUGAUCGCAAAAGAAAUCCGGCAUGUUGGCCAAAUGGCUUCAGUUAAUGUGGACCCCGCUCUCAUGUUCAGGACUCGGAAGAAGAAAUGGCCGAGUUUGGGGUCCCUCAGACAGGGUAGUGCAAAUGCAAGGGUGCUAGCUGUUGCUGAGACAGGUGGUCAUAGAAAGUGGGUACGCCGUAGUUCCUUUCUCAGAGCCAAAAGGCUUUAUGAAGAUGCGCAGAUGCCUCAAAAAGUGAAGCAAUACCUGUCCAAUCUGGAGCUGGAGAUGGAUGAGAAGAGUCUUCGGACGUUAUCUCUGCAGUGUGAGCCAGCAACCAAUGCAUUGCCUAAGAAUCCUGGUGACAAAAAGCCUGUCAAAUCCAAGACCUCCCCAGUGGCUCCAGGGGCAGGGUCACAGCAAAAAGCCCAACCCCAGCCUCAGGCGCCCCCACAGCAGCCACCACAUGAGGCUGACCAAGGACCUUGGGUUCCUGCCGGGGCCCUCUACCCUUCAUGGAAGGUGCCUGUGAAGGAUCUCCCACCUCUUGGUUUCAACUCUCCACAAGAUUUAAAGAAAAUUAUUUCCCUAUCUGAAGAAGAGAGUUUGGAACAUCCUAAGAAGCCAGCUGAUGAUACAAGAUCCAAAGCUUCUCCACAACUGUCUUCUCCUCCCACUUCCCCACAGAGUUCUCCAAGGAAAGGUUGUACUUGGGCUCCUAGGGGUACUAUGGACAAUUUUUCAGAUUCUGGCCACAGUGAAAUUUCUUCAUGAUCUAGUGUUGUCAGCAAUUCUUCUUUUGACCCGGUGCCAGUCUCGCUCCAUGGUGAGAGGCACCAGAGGCAUCCUGUCAGCAUUGUGGAAACAAACCUAGGUGUGGGCAGGACAGAACGUGUUGGGGUACUGCAGGCCCCCAGCCCUUCGGUACAGGGUUUCUUUACAUCCAAGGAUUCUCCUGAUGAUCUACCCAAGGCUAUAAUACGCUUGGUGUUCACUUUGGUAAUGGUACACAAAUAA